UUCUUGAAAAUUAGUCGGGAAAAAUGGAAGAUUAUCUUUUUUCUCAUUUUUAUGCAAUUUCAGUUCUCAUAGUUUUUGCAUUUUUCUCCAUUUUCAUAUGGAAAUUAAAAUAUUUCAAACGUUCAAAACCUCUAAACCCCUUACCGCCAGAAAUCGCCGGUGGCUGGCCGGUGAUCGGCCAUCUCCUACAAUUUUUUGGCGCCGACGACAUUCCAUUAUCUCGAAAACUAGCAACUUUAGCUGAGAAAUACGGUCCUGUUUUCACUUUCCGGUUAGGGUUACCUCGUAUAUUGGUCGUUAGCAGUUACGAGGCCGUUAGAGAUUGCUUGAAUACUAACGAUAAAGCGUUCGCCGCCCGGCCGGCGUCUUUAGCCGGCGAGUACAUCGGUUAUAAUAACGCUAUGCUUUUUCUCGCCAGUUAUGGUCCUUAUUGGAGAAAAAUUCGAAAAAUUGUUCUUCAGGAAGUUCUCUCGAGUAGUAGAUUAGAAAAAUUGAAAAUUGUUAGGGUUUCUGAAGUUCAAACGAGUAUUAAAGAGCUUUUCUCUUUAUUUCCAGUCACCGGAGAUCAUUCCUCGAUCACCGGAGAUAAUUUUCCGGUGACCGGAGAUUAUGUGCCGGUGAAACUAAAUCUUACAAAUUGGAUAGAAAAGUUGACAUUGAGCUUGAUAGUGAAAAUGAUAGCUGGGAAAAGCUAUGGAAGGCUUAAUGAGAAAGGAGAAGAUGAAGAAGAAGCUGAAAGAUUUAAGAAAGCUUUAAAAGAUUUUAUGUAUAUUUCAAUGGAGUUUGUGUUAUGGGAUGCAUUUCCUAUUCCUUUGUUCAAAUGGAUUGAUUUUCAAGGGCAUGUUAAGUUCAUGAAAAGGACUUUUAAAGAUAUUGAUUGUGUUUUGCAAAAUUGGUUGGAUGAACAUAUGAAGAAGAGAGAAGAAGUUGAUGUUGUUGCUGGAAAUGAACAGGAUUUUAUUGAUGUGAUGCUUUCUAUGAUGAGCAAUGAAGAUUUUGCUGAUAGUUAUACUAGAGAAACUACCAUUAAAGCUACUGCUCUGAGUAUGGUAUUGGAUGCUUCAGACACAACUGCUAUUCACUUGAAUUGGGUAAUGGCAACAUUAUUAAACCAUAGGGAUGUCAUGAAGAAAGUCCAAGAAGAGCUAGACACAAAAGUUGGCAGAAAUAGAUGGGUAGAAGAGAGUGAUAUCAAGAAUUUGGUAUAUUUCCAAGCUGUUAUUAAAGAGACACUGCGAUUAUAUCCACCAGCACCUUUGUUAGUACCCCAUGAAUCUGUUGAGGACUGCAUUGUACAUGGAUACCACAUUCCCAAGGGAACAAGAUUGUGGGUCAAUACUAUGAAACUGCAACGAGAUCCCGAGAUUUGGUCAGAUCCUGAUACAUUUGAUCCGGAGAGAUUCUUGACUUGUCAAGCAGGGUUUGAUGUUCGCGGUCAACAAUAUGAGUUCAUCCCAUUUGGCUCUGGAAGACGAUCUUGUCCAGGGAUUACAUAUGCAAGUCAAGUGACACACCUUGCAAUAGCUCAUUUACUCCAAGGUUUUGAUUUUACUACACCAUUUAACGAACCGUUGGAGAUGAAAGAAGGGUUAGGGAUGACAAUGCGCAAAGUAAAUCCUAUAGAGGUGCUAAUAACGCCUCGCUUGCCUUCUGUGCUUUAUAAGUUCUAAGAUGAAAGUCAUUGUCUUUUUUGGUUAUAUAUGUACUUCUUUGGAUGUAUAGGUAUGUAUCUUGAGAACAAUUUGAGUGUCAACUUCCAAUUACUAGCAGUAAACAAUAAAUAUAA
Nicotiana tabacum (common tobacco) is the source of this 1786-nucleotide messenger RNA. RefSeq names its product nicotine N-demethylase CYP82E4-like. The record is from RefSeq and is a predicted model, not a curated record. Lineage: Eukaryota; Viridiplantae; Streptophyta; Magnoliopsida; Solanales; Solanaceae. Gene Ontology annotation, molecular function: monooxygenase activity; iron ion binding; oxidoreductase activity, acting on paired donors, with incorporation or reduction of molecular oxygen.